Messenger RNA from Drosophila suzukii, 866 nucleotides. RefSeq lists its product as uncharacterized. The record is from RefSeq and is a predicted model, not a curated record. NCBI's taxonomy places the organism in Eukaryota, Metazoa, Arthropoda, Insecta, Diptera, Drosophilidae.
GAUGGUCAAUUAGUAGAGGGCUCUAUAAAUUUGUUGCAACUGCCGGAGAUCUUCUAAAGCCACGAAAUGGAGCACUGGAUCGGUGGAAUUGUUGGCUUGCUUUGCAUCCUUCAAUUCAUACAAGGAAGUCGGAGCACCACCUACGAGGUAAUCGGCGAUGAGAAGACCAUGGACAUCGUUUGCGAAGCUUCAGAAGACAAGGGUAAUACACCAAUUCGGGAAAUUUUGGACAUAGGCGGAUUGUCCUUCGAAGUAGCCGACGAUCUGGAGACUUUGUUCUACAGGGGCGACAUCAAGAUGCUGAUGGAUUUGCCAAGUGGUCCGAUUGGCAUGCAGGUCGAUGUAUUCCGCUGGGAACGGAGCCAAUGGCUUCCAACUCCUCUUAGCCUGAAAAGGGAGAGCUUAUGCAAGGCCUUGAUCAAUCCUUGGGAACUGUGGUAUCCCAUUUUUAAAAAUAUCCCUGAGAUCGAGAUGAUUUGUCCUCCGGGAAAGGGGCACAUUUACACCCUGAACAAUGUGAGCAACCAUGAGUUCAUAAAGAACAUGCCCCAUGUGGACAUUGCUGGGGACCUCAAGGCAGUGGUCCACCUGAGCGCCGGGGAUCUAAAGACCUGUGUCGUGCUCUUCUUCAAGGUCUUCAAGGUCUCCACCAAUUGAAGGGGGUGGUGGUGGACCCUGACACUGGACUAGUGGGUCCCGAGGAGAUCCCGCUGUUUGCCUAGUUUAUAGUACGCGGCUGCUCUGCUUUUUUUAUGGCCUGAUUCGGUGGUGUUUGCUCGGUUUCAAUGGCGCGUCCCACCGUUUAUGGCUCUAACUAAAUGAUUUGCAAAUAAAGAGAAAUACUUCAUAUUCAUGCACUCGAAACA